Postia placenta MAD-698-R-SB12 is the source of this 387-nucleotide messenger RNA. RefSeq lists its product as hypothetical. The record is from RefSeq and is a predicted model, not a curated record. The transcript has 3 exons. The coding region runs from base 1 to 387 and encodes 128 amino acids. Lineage: Eukaryota; Fungi; Basidiomycota; Agaricomycetes; Polyporales; Adustoporiaceae.
AUGCGUACCUUCCAGGUCCUCCUUCUCUUCCUUAGCACGCUGGCCGCGACCGUUCUGGCGGACUCAUAUGCUCGUGAGGAACGCAUGGUCGCCCGGGAUGUCUGGGACAACGACGCGCUGUUUGCGCGCGAUGAAGACGCGCUCUAUGCCCACGACGACGAACUGUACGCGCGCGAUCUCGAGGAGUACAAGGACCACCCUCUGGUCCGCGAGAUUGUCAAUGUCGUGGCCCGAGCGAGGGGCAACAGGGUCACGUCGUGCUACAACCGUGGUGUACAUCUCACCGUGGAAUUCGGAAAGUACUACUAUUGUGUCAACCAGAGCGGGCAUGGAUUCUGCGAGAGGACGAGGAACCUCCAGGUUGAGAACGGUGAAUGUUUCAACUGA